AGACUAGGCAGUGAGGGUGAUGUGUCCUGCCAUCCCGAAACACUUCAUCGGUGCCUCAAUUCCCCAUGUGGGGCAGUGACAGGCGCUGGGAAUGAAGAGCUCUCUGCCGGUGUUUUUUGCACGACUUCCUUUCGGCAAUAUUUUUACUCCAAGCUCGGACCUUUGCAUCUGGAGAGGGCCAAAUGUGAACUGCGUUGACAGUACUGGAUACACUCCCCUGCACCAUGCUGCUUUGAAUGGUCAUAAGGAUGUGGUGGAAGUUCUGCUGAGGAACGAUGCGCUCACCAACGUAGCAGACUGUAAAGGCUGCUACCCUCUUCACCUGGCAGCUUGGAAAGGAGAUGCAGACAUAGUGAAGCUCCUCAUCCACCAGGGACCGUCGCACACUAAAGUGAAUGAGCAGAACAACGACAACGAGACGGCGCUGCACUGCGCCGCGCAGUACGGCCACACGGAGGUGGUGAAGGUGCUGCUGGAGGAGCUGACCGACCCCACCAUGCGCAACAACAAGUUCGAGACGCCCCUGGACCUGGCCGCGCUCUACGGGAGGCUGGAAGUCGUGAAGAUGCUCUUGAACGCUCACCCCAAUCUUUUAAGCUGCAACACUAAGAAACACACUCCGCUGCACUUGGCAGCCAGGAACGGUCACAAAACGGUGGUCCACGUCCUCCUGGAUGCUGGCAUGGAUAGCAACUAUCAGACUGAAAAAGGCAGUGCUUUGCACGAAGCUGCUUUGUUUGGCAAGACAGAUGUGGUACAAAUAUUGCUGGCUGCAGGUAUUGAUGUGAACAUAAAGGAUAACAGAGGCCUGACAGCUCUGGAUAUCGUGAGGGAGCUUCCUUCUCAGAAAAGUCAACACAUAGCAGCUCUUAUUGAAGAUUACACAAUUGGGAGGAAAAGUGCCAAAGCUGCGGAGAAGACUGCCCAAGCAGCACUUGUUCCGGCCACUGAUCCCGUGUGUCGGAUACCUCAGGGUGAUGUGGAGAAGGCAGUGACAGAACUGAUCAUAGAUUUUGAUGUGAACCCUGAAGAGGAGAGCCCCUAUGAAGCUUUAUACAAUGCAACCUCCUGCCACUCCCUGGACAGCCUUGCCAGUGGGAGAUCUUCAGAUCGAGAGUCCAUGAAUAAGGAGGCGGAAGGAGCUGGUCUGAAAGCAGCAGGAGUCAGGCCUAGAGAACGUCCACCCCCGCCUGCCAAGCCGCCGCCCGAUGAAGAGGAGGAGCAGCACGCGGAGAAGAUGAUAGGCCACGGUGCUUUCUGUGAGGCCUCUGUUGCACGAGGAAAAAGCAGGGGAAGUGGAGCUGAGGAAGAGGAACACCCGUACGAGCUGUUGCUUACAGCAGAAACUAAGAAGCCAGUUGCGGUGGAUAGAAAAACAAAAGACCACAGGAGGAGCAGUGGCAGCCGCAGCCAAGACUCCGCAGACGGCCAGGACAUCCAGGUUCCAGAGCAGUUUUCAGGGUUGCUCCACGGUUCUUCCCCAAUCUGUGAAAUAAGCGAGGAUCCUUUCAGGCUCGUUUCCUCCGUGGAGAAAGGAGGCACGGAAGCUACAAGCCACCCACCUGCUAUGCAGCUGGAGGAUGCUGCCUUACCUGCCUCUGGAUCAGUACGGACCGGCUCUCCAGACCAAAACCAGAAAGCAGUCUAUGCAACCGUCCAGCACACGCACGCCAACCGGGCGGAUCCUGAAACUGUAGUCACGCCCCAUGUGCUCCAGCACCCCGGCGGUGCCGAGGACGAGGGGGACAGAGGUGGCGCUGUGGGCAGAGCCCACCCGGGGAGCAAGCCCAAAGCCGAGCUCAAACUCAGCCGCAGCUUGUCCAAAUCGGACUCUGAUCUUCUGACCUGCUCUCCGACGGAGGACGAUGCCAUGGGGAGCCGGAGCGAAUCGCUCUCGAACUGCAGCACCGGGAAGAAGAGGCUGGAGAAGUCCCCGUCCUUUGCUUCGGAGUGGGACGAGAUUGAGAAAAUCAUGAGCUCCAUCGGCGAAGGCAUUGACUUCUCCCAGGAGCAGCAGAGGAUCUCAGGUUCGCGGAUGCUGGAGCAGAGUGUCGGGGAGUGGCUGGAGUCCAUCGGCCUGCAGCAAUACGAGAGUAAGCUGCUUUUGAACGGCUUUGAUGAUGUCCGCUUCCUGGGCUGUAAUGUCAUGGAAGACCAGGACCUUCGGGACAUCGGGAUCGGUGACCCGCAGCACCGCCGUAAACUCCUGCAGGCAGCUCGCUCCCUCCCGAAGUUAAAACCCCUGGGCUGCGAUGGGAACAGCCAGCCUUCGGUUCCCGCCUGGCUCGACUCUUUGGGGCUGCAGGACUACAUCCAGUCCUUCCUCUCGAGCGGCUACAGCUCUAUCGACACUGUGAAAAACCUCUGGGAGCUUGAAAUAGUAAACGUGCUGAAGGUGAACCUGCUCGGCCAUCGGAAGAGGAUCAUCGCCUCGCUGGCAGACCGGCCCUACGAGGAGCCACCGGCCAAGCCGCCGCGGUUCUCGCAGCUGAGAUGCCAGGACUUGAUGUCCCAGACGUCGUCGCCCCUGAGCCAGAACGACUCCUGCACUGGCAGAUCCGCAGAUCUCCUGCUGCCCUCCGGAGACACUGGGAAGAGGCAACACGAGCGGGGCAGCGAGGUUGCGCCGUACUCCAGAGUUGACCGCUACAAAGCACAGGAGGAGCGUCGGGAGUCAAAGCUGACCCUGCGCCCCCCCAGCCUGGCUGCCCCGUACGCCCCAGUCCAGAACUGGCAGCACCAGCCGGAGAAGCUCAUCUUCGAGUCCUGCGGGUACGAGGCCAACUACCUGGGCUCCAUGCUGAUCAAAGACCUCCGAGGGACGGAGUCCACGCAGGACGCCUGUGCCAAGAUGAGGAAAUCCACAGAACAUAUGAAGAAGAUCCCGACCAUAAUACUGUCCAUCACGUACAAGGGGGUGAAGUUCAUCGAUGCCUCUAACAAGAACGUCAUUGCUGAGCACGAGAUCCGGAACAUUUCCUGCGCUGCUCAGGACCCCGAGGAUCUCUGCACGUUCGCCUACAUCACCAAGGACCUGCAGACCAGCCACCACUACUGCCACGUCUUCAGCACCGUGGAUGUGAACCUGACAUACGAAAUCAUCCUCACGUUGGGGCAGGCGUUCGAGGUCGCCUACCAGCUGGCCCUCCAAGCCCAGAGAGCGAAGCCGCUGGGCGCUGCAGCAGGAGAGACGAUCGAAACGAAAUCUUCCAAACCGGUGCCUAAACCACGAGCCGGCGUGAGGAAAUCUGCACUGGAGCCCCCUGAAGUGGACCAAGACUCCCAGUCUCAUGCCAGUGUCUCCUGGGUCGUGGACCCCAAACAGGACUCCAAGCGGACCCUCAGCACUAACUGAUCUCCGGGCAGCUGUCUCCUACCACGGAAAUGUAGUAACGGGGCAGAGACCUAAGAAGCAGUGGCCUGCUGACACGAAGAUCAUCUCCAUCUGGCACUGGUGUCUGCCUCGGAGUGGGUGCAUGGCUGCUCAGUGAGGGCUCCCAAAGCAGAGGGGGAAAGGGAUCCCAGCCUCCAGCUGAGAAAAGCAGCUCUCCAUUUCUAGCAAAGGAAAAGUUGAGACUUCCGAGGCCGAGAGCGAUGUCACGUUUCCUAGGCUGAGAAAAAAAAAAAAAAAAAACUUCUUUCGACCCGUUUCUUUUUUUUUACGUGUGAAAUGAUACAGAGUAAAUCCAGUUCACAGUUUAAAUGUAGCACUGCAGGUUUUUUUGGUGAGGGAAAAAAAAAUUGUCUUUAUUUACUGAGAAUCCACGCAGUCCGGCAAGGAGUACAAUAGAAAGUCUUAGCAGUGGGAGUGGUGUGCGCAUCUCUAAUGGUACUGAAAAUUGCUUCAAUUCUGGGUGAACAGUAGCGAAAUGCCAAAUUCUUGGAAAUAACUUCCUCCAGCGUGAGAAGCCUUGCAGGGUAAGUCUGCAUCCUUUGCUUUCCAAGCCAUUCCAUGCUUUUAUAGCGGAUGGAGAUAAGUUAAGGAAAAGAGUCUGCAAAGGAUCUUUCACCUCCGAGUGGUUGUGGCCAAGUAUUACCAAUGGUACAAAGCUCGCUUCCCCUACAGAGAACUGUUGCAUUGCAAUACUUGACAUUUCUAUGGCAAGGACACAAUUUCUUCCCAUUUACGCACUGAAUACCUGGAGGCGACUCCAGCCUCUUGUGCACCUGUCUUGUUUUUAAAUGCAGUUAUGCCCCGAAGGGUUGGAUUUUUUUAAGCUUAUUCAAUUGUGAUUUAGCACUUUUUUGAUACUAGCUCAUUAUUUAAUUAGUGCAACAGUUUUUGGAAGAUGAACAAAAAAAAAAGGAGUUAAAUUUUGGGCAUUACACUGAAACAGUCCAUACCCGAGGAUAAAUCAUAUCAACCCGAGGGUGGCUUGGCCCCAUUCGAAGUUCUGUAUCCCCAAAUACUGCCAUCUUGAAGGUGUGCUGUGCGCUGAUUUUUCUUUGAAUUACCAGAGUAUUUAACAGUAGUUUUGGCUGUGACUGAUGUGUUUUCACAGUACUGUUCCUCUCGGGGGAGAGCUGUUAAAACAGUUGUGAUUUUUAAUCCUUCAGAUGCAAAAACGUAGCGCGGCACAUUUGUUACAAUCUCGACAGGCAUUGUAAUGGUUGGGGAUGUGGUACCCUGCUGCUUUACUAGAAUGAUAUGCCCUAAUAAUUUCUGUUUAACUCCAGUUGCUGCUGUAUGUCAGGAUUUCAUUUAGUCUCUCCAGCCAGUAAGAUAGGAGAGAAGUGAACCAUAAUCCCAAGGGCAUAGACCUGUAAAUGAUUAGGAGGGGAAAGUGGAGAUUUUUUUUAAGUUGAUGAAUUUAGGAAACCUAACAUUCCUUGUUAUGCGUAUGUUGCAAUUCAUACUGGUGUAAGUGUAAAUAUUUGGUGUGUUGGCAACAAGUCUUUUUGGAGAGAUUGCAAAUUGAACCUCUGCUUGGGAGGAGGGACACCUUUCUUUUUUUGAUGCACGAGCUUUUUGAAGGUUGGCUUGGAGGUGACGUGGUGAUGAAGACUCCAAUCUUCAGGGGGCUGGAAUUGGUGACCCUGGUGGUCCUUUCCAGUCCUGUGUAUAAUUCCAUGGUUGUCUUUAGUGAUCCAACAGUUCUUUAGCCAGAUGCUCUUUCUCAUUUAAUAGACAAAGCAAUUGUUUCAGCAGUGCAUCUUCCCCUUUAAUUUCAGUGGGUUUUGAGGUACUUGCAUGCUGGAGACUGAUUCUGGACCAUGCCAGUCACUGACUCCUAGGAAUUUGUUUAACGCAUCCAUUACGCAGUAUUUUGGCUCUUCCUCCCUACAGGAUUUCAUGGUACCUGGAGGAAAGUGCCCUAAAUUUCUGGUGCUGAAUAUGACUGAAUUAAAAUGCAUCUGCUGUACUGCCUGCCUGGGAAAAGGUGGUGUUGCCCCAGGUUUUGUUCCCCUUUUCGAGAACAGAUUGUAGUUUACAGGCUUUGAUUUGUACACGGCAUGAGUCCAGGCUGAGAACUCAAGGCAAACAAACCAAGAUGUUUGCUAAGAUUUUUUUUACUAAGAUUUUUUUUUUUUAAUAAAGGAGGGGAUGAUUUUUUUUCCAAAUCGAAGUUGCUUUUUCCUUUUUAGUUUUGUCUUUACAAAAACAAACAAACAAAACCACCUAAUCUUAGCUGGUUUUGAACUUUCUUUGGGAUUUUUCCUUUUAGAAGAUAAAAAUUAUGCAACUCUUGUGGGAUACAUGCCUGUCUCCCUCCUAGGGAGGAGAUGGGGCACCUGCCAGGAUGUACCUCUAGUGAAAAGUUCAUGCCUUCACAAGGCUGCUGUGAGACACAGACCAGAUGCCAAAUAGUACCUCCAACCAACUCGUUCUGUGCCCAGCUGAUGUGGGUUCAGUUGCUUUAAUGCUCCUACCGCCCCACUUCAGAAGUUUCUAGCAGCAGAAUUUUCCCUGGCUUUCUUCUGCUUGCAUCAUUUCCAUGCAAUCAGAUCUUUAUUUUAGAGCAAGCACAGUGUUUACAACACUGUCUUGUUGCAAAAAGUCUCCCUUGUAGGUCUCCUAUUGGCAUUACUUACUGCAUUUUUUUUUUUUUCAAAAGGAAGUAAAUGUGCUGCUCUUACCAAGUAGAUCUAGUUCACUUUUCUUACCCGUGGAAGAAUAACCUGAGAUUCCCUAACAGGGCAGAGAACAGUCAAGUUCAGUUUGCAAUGUAGACAUUUUUGCUAAUUGUGAUGUAUGGCAGUGGGACUGAUUUGUAAUACAAAUGUUAUUUAAUCUGUCUGUAUUUUGAUACUUGAAUUUCCUUUUAUUUUCUGUAUAUACAAUUGUUAAUCUGUUCAAAUUCGUCUGAAUUUUCAACAUCUUGUGGUACCAAACAUAACCAAUCUGUGCAACAACAUAGACUGACCUCACUACAACAAGGCGAGAUUGUAAAUAUUCCUGGGCUUCCAGCAGUCGUUUUGUUGUUUUCAUAAUUGUACAACUUAGAACAGACUGAAUUAAUAAACAAACUUAGACACACA
Molecule: messenger RNA, 6480 nt
Organism: Cygnus atratus (black swan)
Lineage: Eukaryota; Metazoa; Chordata; Aves; Anseriformes; Anatidae
Gene: ANKS1A
Product: ankyrin repeat and sterile alpha motif domain containing 1A
Exons: 24
Coding region: 92-3355 (1087 amino acids)
Cellular component (GO): cytosol
Molecular function (GO): protein binding
Source: RefSeq, a predicted model, not a curated record